AAGAGCACCAAUGGUUUGGAAGCUGCGAGACCUUUUCGCUGUUGAUUCGUUGUCCAUUGUGGAUUGAUUUCCAUAACCAAUCACCUCUGAAGAGAGACUACUUUGGCCCAAUUGUAGGGUAUGGAGCAAUUUCAAGUGGUUGAUGGCCAGCAGGCUGUCAAUGCCACAAACCAGAACCUUGUUCUACAGUCAGUGCCCGUCUCCCUGGGCUCUGCUGGUGCACAGUUACAACAACAGGUCAUACAGCUAUCCGGCAUGACAGGACAAGGAAAUCAACUCCUAUCUGGAGUGAAUGGACAGCAAAUUAUGAUUCAGGGGCUUCCCCAGGGACAGACAAUUCAGCUACAGAAUGGCCAACAGCUCCAGCUAAUUUCUGCCGGACAAGGCCAACAGACUCUCAUCCAGCAGCCAACAGUCGCCCAACAACCUGCUAUACAACAGACACAGCCACAGCAACAGAUUCUGAUCCAGCAACCGCAGCAGCAGGUGCAGCAGCAAACACAGCAACAACUGCAGGCAGGCCAAAUCAUCCAGACAGCCGAUGGACAGACCAUGAUCUAUCAGCCAGUCAAUGCGGCAGGUGACAGUGGCAGUGCACAACAGUCAAUACAAAUUCAAACGCCACAAGGCUUAAUCACAGUGCCAUUAAGUUCUCUAAACCAAGCGCUAGUGCAGCAAGCCCCACAGGCGACACAAGCUGCAACACAAGCUGCAACACCCCAACUGGCCCAGCAACCAGCUGCCGUGUCGUUACCAACAACAGGACAACCUGGACAGGGACAAAUGAUUAUGAUGGUUCAAGGGUCUGGUGGGGUGACAACCAUGCAGCGGAUACCCUUACCCGGUUCAACAGAAAUUCUGGAGGAGGAGCCACUGUACGUCAACGCCAAACAGUAUCAUCGGAUAUUGAAGCGGCGGCAGGCUAGAGCAAAAUUAGAAGCGGAAGGAAAAAUACCUAAGGAAAGAAAGAAAUAUCUCCACGAGUCGCGGCACCGGCAUGCAAUGAAUCGAGUGCGUGGUGAGGGCGGGCGAUUCUAUACGGACGCACAGUUAGCGGCCAUGGCCAUGUGCAAACAGGAAAAUGGAGAUAUGGCUAGUAAUAUCCCUGGAAUGGAUGUGCAUGCCCCAUUGGAGUCGCAGAUGGAUAAUAAUGGUUUAAGUCAGAAUGGACAUGCAAAUAUUGCAGACAUCCUUCAGCGGACGAACGAAGCAACCUUAAUGAUGGCAAACGCACAGAAUUCUAUGGUGCAUAUGAAUGUGUCUGAACCAGGUGCCAUGAAGUGAAACAGCUGAGGAGAUGAACCAAAGGAGGCCAGUGCUCAAGCAAUGCAUUUUAGGAGAUGUUGCAAUUUCCUUCCUGGGGAAAUCUGUCUGUGAAAUUUUAUCAUUCUGUCCAUGUUUGUGUUAUUAUUUUGGGAGUGUGUCCUUAUCAACUUGUUUCAGAGUAUAAUACGCAAGUAGUUGGAUGACUUUGAUAUUUAUUGUUGUUGUGGAAUAAUGUUAUGCUUGUUACACACUGGCUGGUAACCAGGGUCCAUGAAAAGAGUUUCACGCAUCAGAUUCUUCAUGUUAUCUGGGCUGGGUUGUUCAAAACCAUGUUAGAGGAGAACUUAAAAAGCACAAAAACAGUCAACUGUAAUGCUUAAUCACCAUUACAAAGCAAUAUGAAGUCUACUGCGAAUUGAAAAUGAGCAAAUUCGCCAACUUUUAGUAUCACCAUGAUUUCACAAUUUAUCUAAUUCCCUGAAAAGAUUUUUCUCUAAUACUGUACAGAUUUAUCUCUUGAGGGAUAAGAACAUAAGCAGCUUGGAUUGUUUAUUUUCAUUAUCAGGUCAGUAUAUACCGCAGCCUUGCCAGUUGGAAAACAUAGGCAAACUCUCCAUCAUAGAAUCUAAGAUGGAUGAUAAUCAUGUGGUUUGUUUUAGUCAUCAUAGAUUCUACCUUUGGCCAUCGUAGAUUCUACCUUUGGCCAUCGUAGAUUCUACCUUUGGCCAUCGUAGAUUCUACCUUUGGCCAUCGUAGAUUCUACCUUUGGCCAUCGUAGAUUCUACCUUUGGCCAUCGUAGAUUCUACCUUUGGCCAUCGUAGGUUCUACCUUCGGCCAUCGUAGAUUCUACCUUCGGCCAUCGUAGGUUCUACCUUUGGCCAUCGUAGGUUCCACCUUUGGCCAUCGUAGAUUCCACCUUUGGCCAUCGUAGAUUCUACCUUUGGCCAUCGUAGAUUCUACCUUUGGCCAUCGUAGGUUCUACCUUUGGCCAUCGUAGGUUCCACCUUUGGCCAUCGUAGGUUCCACCUUUGGCCAUCGUAGAUUCCACCUUUGGCCAUCGUAGAUUCCACCUUUGGCCAUCGUAGAUUCCACCUUUGGCCAUCGUAGAUUCCACCUUUGGCCAUCGUAGAUUCCACCUUUGGCCAUCGUAGAUUCCACCUUUGGCCAUCGUAGAUUCUACCUUUGGCCAUCGUAGAUUCCACCUUUGGCCAUCGUAGAUUCCACCUUUGGCCAUCGUAGAUUCCACCUUUGGCCAUCGUAGAUUCUACCUUUGGCCAUCGUAGAUUCUACCUUUGGCCAUCAUAGAUUCUAUGAUCAACCUUUGCCCAAAUAAGAGACGUCAGAACCAAACAAAAAGUUAAUGUUACUGGAAAGGAAUGUACACUGCUUCCAAAUGUCUUAGAUAAUAGUAAGUAUAGAUUAAUAAGCCACAUUAAUCCAUACUUGAUGAUAGGAGCAUAAGACAUGUACAUGUAUAUAGAUAUUUAGGGAUGUUUUUAAAUCUGAAUACAGUAAACCUUGCAUGAAUUGGACUCUAAUCAACAGGGCCAGCAUUUUUGUCUGUUGUGAAUGAAAUCUGCUAGACUUGACUUGGGUCUCAAAAGACCUGUCAAUUAUAUGGGAGGAUCCGGUUUAUGCGAGUCGGGCAUAUGCAAGGUUUACACUGUACCAAAUUGUAUUUUGUAAUAUUCUUUGUUGUUGUACAAUGUCUCUAUUGUAAAGUUUUUCAGGAAUGUCUACAUGUAUUCUUUGAGUUUUAAACUUGUAGAUAGUAUGUUUCAUGUACUGCGAGGAAUAGUGUUGAUCUCUUCAAUUUUGGCGUCAAGAAGGGCAUGUACCUAGUUCUUGUCUGCCCUUAACAAUGGUUGUUUCAGAGUUUUUGUGUAGAUAGCGCAGUAGAUAUGCAUCCGAAAAUACAGACAAAGCAUCUGUAGAAUAAGUAGAAAACAAUUUUCAAUGCAUCAAUGAACUGUCCUCUAAACAGGAACUUAGCCCAGUUUUAUCUGGAGAUACUCCCCCUUUAAUUGGUGGAAGUAUUGGGGGCUGAGGGAUGGAUCAAGCUUGGCCCCAAGUUUAAAACAAGAUAGCUGGGGCAAAACGCAUAAGAUUUUCAUCAAAAUUCCUGAUGAAAAUAAUUUUUGCCAAAACAUUACAUCAGCCAAAUCAUGUUCUGUGUAAUAGCGUUCGACUAAGCUGAUGAUAAUGAAUAGGGUAAGCAUUUGUGAGUAUUCUAGAGCUUCUUUUGUACUUAUUUUCAUUUGAUGAACUUGGUGUACCAAAACAAAAUGAAAACUUUGUAAAUUUUACACUUUGUAAAUGGCAUUACAUGUAACUUAUGUGUUGGAAUGAGUGGGCACAGAGUUGGUGCCGUCACAAGUUGAGCAUAUUCAUCUGUAUAGGAAUAGUGUAACUAUGUACAGUGACAAUAGAGAGUUAAAGAGAUUGUCACAUUGCAUUAAUGUUGACACGUGUUUCCUUUCUGCUGAUGAGAAGAAAAAUGGUUUGAUCCUUUCUUACCGUUGGCGUGACGAUCUCUUAAAAUCUCCUUGACCUCAACUACUGUAUUUGCUCUGUGUAGAUGAGUGGGAAAUGUAAAAUUGUCUCGUUUUAAAGAUAUUAGUUUCAUUUAAAGAGACUAAUCGGUAAGAUUUUGGUAUAAAAUAUAUGUUUUAGUGAAAGACAGUUGUGUUCAUCAUAGUUCUGUUCCUUUUGUUUUCACAACUUUUCCAGGAUGUGUUUAAUUUUGUAACAAGGUUGUGCCAGUUUUGGCCUUGUAAAUUUUUCCGUGGGGGUUACUGUGAAAAUUUGAAAGUCAAAUUCAGAAGUGUAGAAGUUCGAUUUUAUGUCUCAAUAUCAAUAACAACUCCCAGAUUCUGUAAAAAUUCCAAAAACUUCUGACCUUGGUACAGCCUUGAAUUGAAGAGAAGAUGGUGCUAUAACUAAUGAAUUGACAAGAUCAGUUUCCUCUCAUCUACAUGGAGUUUGUUUAUACAAAGCGGAUUUUUAUGAAAUAAUAAAAAUACCAUGAUCUUA
Lineus longissimus is the source of this 4300-nucleotide messenger RNA. RefSeq names its product nuclear transcription factor Y subunit alpha-like. The record is from RefSeq and is a predicted model, not a curated record. The transcript is spliced from 10 exons. The coding region runs from base 121 to 1284 and encodes 387 amino acids. NCBI's taxonomy places the organism in Eukaryota, Metazoa, Nemertea, Pilidiophora, Heteronemertea, Lineidae. Gene Ontology annotation, cellular component: CCAAT-binding factor complex. Gene Ontology annotation, molecular function: DNA-binding transcription factor activity, RNA polymerase II-specific; DNA binding. Gene Ontology annotation, biological process: regulation of transcription by RNA polymerase II.